Zingiber officinale is the source of this 2245-nucleotide messenger RNA. RefSeq lists its product as uncharacterized. The record is from RefSeq and is a predicted model, not a curated record. The transcript has 10 exons. The coding region runs from base 140 to 1891 and encodes 583 amino acids. Lineage: Eukaryota; Viridiplantae; Streptophyta; Magnoliopsida; Zingiberales; Zingiberaceae. Gene Ontology annotation, cellular component: endoplasmic reticulum; Golgi apparatus.
UUAGAAGGGCCCGGUCGAAGAGGAAGCGGAGGGCCUCACUUUUCUUUUCCUCUUUUCUCUGUCUCUCUUCCUCUUGCUAUAUAUAAAUAACCUCAGGUCCAUCGGCCAUCGCCCAUUUUUCCGUUGUAGCUCUCUGCCCAUGGAAGACACCCUCGAUUCCUCGCUCCUCCUUCACGACGGAGGCGGCGCCGUCGCGAGCCACGGAUGGCAGAAAGUCACUUACUCCAAGCGCAAGCGCAAGCCUCAACCCCAGGCUGACCCCGAUCGCCCCAGCCUCGCCAACGGUCUCCCCGAUCGCUCCCACGUCUUUGACUCCGUCGAGCAGAAGGCCCGCGAGCGGCGUCACGCCAUCGAGGCCGCGGCGGCCGCUGCCGAGGCCGUUGAUUUGCCCAGAUCGAGGCCUGCGCUGGCCUCCUCGGAGGAGGACGACGAUGACGAAGGAGCCGCCAAAUCCCAGGAGAACAGUGCGCCUGCGCCGAAGAAGGAGAAGCCGAAGAAGGUUAAGAAGCCUAAGGUCACGGUCGAUGAGGCUGCCGCCAAGAUCGAUGCCACCGAUCUUGCUACGUUUCUCGCCGAGAUUUCGACAACUUACGAAUCGCAGCAGGAUAUUCAACUGAUGAGAUUUGCGGAUUUUUUCGCACGUUCAUUUGCUUCUGUUAAUGCAUCGCAAUUCCCUUGGUUCAAGAUCUUCAAAGAAUCACCUGUGGAGAAAAUCAUUGAUGUUCCUUUAAGCCAUAUACCUGAAUCUGUUUACAAGAUUUCAGUUGAUUGGCUUGCACUGAAAUCCCCUGAAGCUUUGACUGAUUUUGUUUUAUGGUGCCUUGAUGGCAUCCUUUCUGACUUGGCGAGUCAGCUACCUGCAGUUAAGGGCUCAAAAAAAUCCGUUCAGCCAACUACACCAAAGGCUCUGGCUGCUAUAUUUGUUGUGCUAGCAAUGACCUUGAGACGGAAGCCUGACAUACUUAUAAAUCUUUUGCCCAAACUAAGAGACGAUCCAGCAUAUCAAGGACAAGAAAAACUACCCAUUGUCAUCUGGAUCACUGCCCAGGCUUCUCAAGGAGAUCUGAUUGUCGGCAUGUACAUCUGGUCGCAUUUCCUAUUUCCUGUAGUUUGUGGAAAAUCAAAUGUGAACCCACAGUCUAGGGACUUGGUGCUGCAAUUGCUCGAAAGGAUUCUCUCUGGACCGAAAGCUCGAACUAUUCUGUUAAAUGGUGCUGUUCGGAAGGGGGAACGCAUAGUACCACCUGCUGUACUUGAUCUACUCAUGCGGGCGACUUUUCCUGCUUCUACAGCUCGAGUCAAGGCAACUGAAAGAUUUGAGACGUUUUAUCCUACUCUAAAAGAGUUGGCUCUUACUGGUUCUGGUACCAAAACCACAAAGCAAGCAUCACAACAGCUUUUGCCUUUUGCCAUCCAAGCGAUUCAAGAAAAUAAUUCCGAGCUAACAAAGGAAGCUACGGAUUUGUUCAUCUGGUGUUUGACUCAGAAUGCUGAGUGCUAUAAACAGUGGGAAAAACUCUAUUUAGAGAAUGUUGAUGCAACAAUUAUUGUUCUUCGGAAACUCUCCACUGAGUGGCGAAAUUACUCGGCCAAAAUUUCCCCCGACACUCUCAAAGUAACACUUAAGCAUUUGAGGGCUAAAAAUGAAGAUGCCCUGUCAAGAAACACAGACCCCAGCCAAGUAGCAUCCAUCAAAGAAGCUGACAAGUACUGCAAGACAAUUUUGAUGAAGUUAACACGUAAUUUUGGCUGCAUGAAGGGUAGUGUUUUGGUGCUUGUGUUGGGAAUUGGACUCUUUUUCACUCUUUCACCGAAUGCCGAGUUAAUCAACUGGGAGAACAUCAAUUGGGAGAAAUUUCAGGUGUUGUUCAGUUCUCUCCAAUCCUCUUAGAACAACAUGGAGUUUAACCAAAUUUUACCAACAAAGGAGAUAGGUCAAGAAAGGAUAUGAUGGCGCUAAAUUCAAAGAUAAUAAUAAGUUUGGUUUUUCACCUCGGCUAGAUAACUAUCUGAAAUUGCUCUGGUGUUCGUCGUUGCGGCAAGCUGCUCCUUUUAUCUCUUCGAAGGUCUAGUUUAGUUGUGGCUUUAUAGAGACUAAAGUUUGUGUAUCUUUUCUUUUUGAACUAAACAUUAAGCAUGAAACUUUGUUUUGUUAAUCAUGCUUUUAAUUUGCCUGAUGCUAAGAGUAUGCUUUGCCUGUCCUGAAUGUUUUAAAUUGAUAGUCUGAGUUUGCGGAUUGACUUAA